AUGGCAACCUCUUUCUCCCGCUACAGUUCCCGCGUUUUCGUUUCGGUGUUAACUCCGUCUCCGUGUGAUCCGGACUCGAACCCCUUUUUUUAUCUCCUUUCGAUUCUCAUGGCGAUCGUGACUGGAGAUCGAUACCUCGAGAAUCUCGAGAAGUUCCUCGAAGACAUGGCUGAAUCGCUUAUUGAUGGCACAGAUGUUCUCAAGCUCAAUCCCGCUGGCCUUCACUACGUCCAUCUCCGCCUCGAAUCUCUCCGUGAGCUCGAGCGAAUGCUCUCCGGAGCUCCCGUUGACUAUCUCCGCGCUUACGUCUCCGACAUCGGCGAUUACCGCGCUCUCGAGCAGCUCCGGCGUAUUCUCCGCCUCCUCCCUUCUCUCAAGGUCGUUUCCUCGCUUCCUUCGCCGGCCCGUGAUCCUACGCCGCUCUCUCUUCUUCCCUUCUCCAGGCUCAAGGUUUUGGAGCUCCGUGGGUGUGAUUUGUCCACUUCCUCUGCCAAGGGACUGCUCGAACUCAGGCACACCUUGGAGAAGAUCAUUUGCCAUAACUCCACUGAUGCGCUGAGGCAUGUGUUUGCUAGUAGAAUCGCCGAGAUUAAAGAUUCACCUCAGUGGACUAAGUUGGCUUUCGUUUCAUGCGCUUGCAACCGUCUCGUGCUCAUGGACGAGUCGUUGCAACUUCUCCCAGCUGUUGAGUCGCUUGAUCUGAGUCGGAACAAGUUUGCAAAGUUGAAGCUAGAUGGCAAACACAUUGGGAAUAGAGAAUUUUGGAAGAGGCAGGUUGUUGUAUCACGUAGGAAAAGUCAGCCUGCUAGCUAUGGGUUCUACUCUCCAGCUAGAGGCGAAGCUGAUGACGAAGGAAGCUGUAAUAGAAAAAAGACGAAAAUCUACCGGCUCGCGUCUAUUGAUACUGAGGAAGAGAGCACCUGUGUGAAUUCUGAUCAAGAGUCUGCUUCAUGCGAACCGGAGACUCAAAGCAAAGAGGAGAAUGUCAAGUCCGAUCAUGAAGGUGAUAUCUUUGGUCUAAUAAGCAAAGUUGAACAGUUGAAGAAAGAACGUUCAGUUCUCUGGCUGCGAGAGUUUAAGGAGUGGAUGGAUCAUUCGUCAGAGGAUUUGGUGGAGGUCAGAAAAGACGGCCAGAGUAUUGAUAUGGAGAAAAAGUACUAUACAAAGAAUAGAAAAAGCCCGAAUCAUCAUGAUGAAACAUUGAAAUAUCCACCAAGGCCUUCACCAGGCUUCCAAAUUACAGAUCUAAAUCAGAAGGAUCAAGCAUUUCUUCUUGAUGGGAAGCCAGAUGAAAAUGGAAACAUGUCAACAUUGGAUGUUGCUCAGGAUAUGACAGGAGCCUUUUCACCCUCAACAUAUCUGCAAUCACCCCCUCAUUAUCAAAAGGAUGUCUUAUACCGACGUCAUAACCUGGUGGAAGAAAUCUUGCAGCUAUCAGCAGAUUCUUAUUCAGUAGCUUCGUCGGAUAGCACGAGCAGCUGCAGUGAAAAUGAAAAUUAUGAUUCUGAGCAAUCAAAUCCUGAACAAGAUAUGUUGAUGGAUCAUCUUAAUGCGAAUAGACCGGGGGAGAAGAUUCUGGGAUCUGCUAAGGACUUGCUUGAUUCUCAACGAGAGAAGAGUAGCAUCAUAAAGACUUGGAGGAUAGAUGAUUCUUUCAAAGCAAAGACUACUAAUUUUCUUUCUGGACUUCAAAACAGUGAGCUUGCUUCUGAUUUACCAUUGGUUCGACAAAAGGAAAAGCAAGAAGAAGCCUAA
This is a messenger RNA of Thlaspi arvense, 1755 nucleotides long. The record is from the annotation of a GenBank genome assembly. NCBI's taxonomy places the organism in Eukaryota, Viridiplantae, Streptophyta, Magnoliopsida, Brassicales, Brassicaceae.